This is a messenger RNA of Aspergillus ibericus CBS 121593, 2480 nucleotides long. Its product is annotated as rRNA-processing protein MPP10. The coding region runs from base 170 to 2275 and encodes 701 amino acids. Gene Ontology annotation, biological process: rRNA processing. The record is from RefSeq and is a predicted model, not a curated record. Lineage: Eukaryota; Fungi; Ascomycota; Eurotiomycetes; Eurotiales; Aspergillaceae. The transcript has a single exon. Gene Ontology annotation, cellular component: Mpp10 complex; small-subunit processome; sno(s)RNA-containing ribonucleoprotein complex.
UUAACAUCCACUUUCUGGACUGUACGCCAGUAGAUGGAUGCCUGGUAACUUUUGAACCUUUCUACCAGCCUACAUAUUCCUUUUCUCUCUGUCUCUUGUUAUCAUUGUUUUGGCAUAUCAUUGCCUUUUCUAUACAUAUAUUCUAAUCCCGAGUAAUGCUUGAUGCGCCAUGAAGCACAACGGCCCCGGUCGGGUUGAAGCUUCUGCUAUGCAGGCCUCCCAUGGACCGAUCCCUUCUCUGAAAUCUGAACUGACUGUCCCCUGGACAUUCCUUCGCCCCACAGCGGAACUAAACAGUACUAUCGCAGGUUCUGUGAAGUACUACUUGGACUCCUUGGCUUCAUCAGUCGGCGGUUCCCAAUGUGCACGCCAGCGAAGGAAUAGAAAGCGCAAAAGGUUCGAGAUCGACGACGACUCUUCCGCUCAGGCUUUGCAGCUGAAACAACUUUAUGUUGAGGGAUUUACUACCGAUCAAAUAUGGCAACAAGCAUUGAGGAUCCUUGAUUUUUCCGGUAGUGAGAUUGAGCGGGAUUCUGCUUGGUUUUCCGAGGCCGCUAAGCAGCCCCUCAACUCUACUUAUCAUGCAGUGCUUGACAACUCUGAAGUAGAGUAUAGCGACUUCGAUGAUCAGACGGAGACUGACACCGCUGAAUCGAAUAUCGAUGAUAAGGACCUUGAUGCAGAGUAUGAAGGGCAUCAAAAUCCGUCUCCAAAUGAGUCUGGCGCAGAAGAAAGCAUCGAAGACGUGCCUGACAAGGUUUCUGGAAGCGAUACCGACGAAGAAAAUCAGGAAACAUAUGUGGAGGAUCGCUUUGGCUUGAAUGAUGGUUUCUUCUCAAUAGAUGAUUUUAACAAGCAGUCGGAACUACUUGAGAGACAAGACGCUAGGGGUGGACCUGACCAUGAUCCUGAAAGCGACGAUGAAGAGAUUGAUUGGCACACGAAUCCUCUCAAUGCUACGGGGUCGGUCUCUAUAUCAAAGAAAGACCUACCAGUUCACGUCACCGAGGAUGAAGAUGAGGACAUGGAUGAUGGUGAAGAGGAAGGACCAACAUUUGGGAAUGUCGACCUUCAGGGCGACUCAGAUUUGGAUGAAGAUGAUGCCUAUGCCGCUGCUUCUGAAGGGGCAGGUUGGGUCAAUACCAGCGACAUCAAGUAUUCAGAUUUCUUUGCGCCACCAGCACGGAAAGCUACUCGCAAAAAGUCACGCUCCCUUCCCAAAACCCAGCCGAUUGAUAUAAUUUCUAAUGGUGAUAUUGAUCGUGCCAUGGCUGAUGUUCGUCGUGAUUUGUUCGAAGAUGAAAUCUCUGGCGAGGAUAGUGACGGAUAUGACGAAGCGCGUGAAUCCCAAAACAAUCAUUCUAGUCACGAAAAGCAGCGUGCUCGGAUCGCGGAUGAGAUUCGUCGCUUGGAGGCAGCCAAUGUCGCUAAGAAGGAGUGGAUGCUCGCUGGUGAAGCGAGGGCCGUUGAAAGGCCUGUGAACUCCCUCAUCGAGGAAGACUUGGAUUUCGAAAGAAUUGGGAAGCCCGUUUCCGUUGUUACCGCAGAAUUAUCAGGAGACAUUGAAGAGCUCGUCAAGCGACGGAUUCUUGCAAAACAAUUCGACGAAGUCAUCCGCCGUCGCCCUGGUGUUUCCGACGGACAAAGCACAGGAAGAACGCGAUUCGAACUGGAUGACACGAAAGCACAGCAGAGCUUGGCUGAAUUAUACGAGACAGACCAUCUUCGUGCGACUGAUCCGAACUAUGUUGACCCCCAAAAUCAGAAGCUGAUGCGUGAACAUGCUAAUGUCACAAAUCUAUGGAAGGAGAUCAAUUCCCAUCUAGAUACGCUCUCAAACUGGCACUACAAACCCAAAGCUCCGCAGGCAAGCAUAAAUGUGGUUACAGAUGUUGCAACUAUUACCAUGGAGGAUGCUCAGCCGACGACUAGCAGCGCUGUCAAUGGAACGGCAACUCUUGCACCCCAGGAAAUCUAUGCGCCUGGUGACGAUGGUAAAGUUGCUGGUGAAGUUUUGAGAAAUGGCACGGCGAUUGCCAAAGAAGAAAUGACCCGCGAACAGAAAGCCAAGCUGAGACGAGAACAUAAAAAGCAAAAGGCUAGCGCCUCGCGUUCCCACCAAAAAUCCGGGAAAACAGCCGAAAACCAGCGGCUUAUGUCUGAUUUGAAGCAAGGGGGUGUCAAAUUAAUCGGAAAGCAGGGUGAAGUGACAAACAUUUAUGGUGGCAAACUUCAAGAAGGCGCGAAGAAUGGGGGUCAUUCCUUGAAGCUUUAGUCUGUAUGGAAGAUUUGGGAGCGAAAUGGGAAGAUACUCUAAAAUGCGCUUCAGCUUCAUGAAUUGGCAUGCCUCCUUCUUUUGAUAUCCUGUAACUAGUUUUUCUAGACACAUCCCCUGUCUGAUUUCGAACGAAUUGCGUAGAGAAAAAUAUUCUCUCGCCGGUAGAUUUCCAUAUCAGGGUCAUCCUUAAUCUCGUCAACCU